GUAAGGAAUUCCCGUCCAAUCGUAGAUCUGUACGGUUUUGACCCGCAAAAAUACGGAAAAACAAACAAGAGCUACUUUGGUUUUGCCUCAGCUUGGCUUUUCAACGAGGAAAUGUCUUUGAUAAAAACUCGGAAUGGCUAAUAAUACUUAGUAAUAGUGCCUUUUAAGAUGUUUUUCUUAUUUUAGCUGAGUAAAUAAGACAUUUAGUUUUUUACGAAACUUUAAGCUAGGCUAACCUCUCAGCCAAAACAGGCUCAUGCUAAUUCUGACAGAUGGAAGUCACUCCAAAACACGAGUAUUCAUCACCCUGCUGCCCCGAAGAGUCAAGCCCCUCGAGAUUAAGAGAAGAAAAAAGUCAUCCAAAGCUCAGCGCUUCACUGAGGGAAAGAUUGAAAAGAUCCAGACGCUCCUUUGUGUCCCCCGUCUCUGUGGCCAAACGCCUUUGCGUGGACGACGCAGAAGAUGAAGGGCCACACAUGUCACCAGACUCCAAGGAGGCCAUCAGACAGCCGGCAGAAAUCACACCGAGUGUCGAUGACGACAGAAGAGACGUGCAGUCAGGCAGCGAGCGUUCGCCUGAAGCCUUUUUACAACACCUCAGGAAAGAGGUCAAAGAAAAAACGGAGACUCUACGUCGACUCAAGAUGGUGAAGAUGUACAGAAGCAAGAAUGAUUUAACCCAACUUCAAACUUUGAUCGACAAGUGGAGGUGUUGUUCCCAGAACGCGCUGUAUGAACUCCAGUCAGACGUCACUGUGGACGGACGAAGGGCUAAUCUGUCUGAGCUCAUAGACCUCUUUGGUUUGGAUGAUCACUUUCUGCACUUUGAUCGCUCAGAGGAGGACUUCACUACUUAACACUUUCUAUGUUUACAAAAAAAGUACAAUUUCAUCUGCAAUUUCACUUUAUUUGUUGUCGCAGGUUGUUCACAGCAAAAGACAUUUCAUGUUUAGAUCAGUCUUUAAAGUAAAUGUUCAAAAAAAACAUUUCACUCAGCUGUAUUUCAGCUGAUAGACUGAGGUGAAGUUCUUCUUCGUUAGACGUUCAACUUCCGCAAAAAGGGCGGUCAGUUCCUCUGCUUGUGCUUUGACAAGAGCCUUCAAGUUGCUUUUCACAGCAAGCUCCAGGUGCCGCUCUUUUGCUUUUGCUCGCUCAUGUUCAGGACCUAAACGACAAAAAUACAAAAGAUAAAUAUUUACGGGAUAAAUUAAUCAGAAGCAGAAACCGAUGUUUACGACCUGCAGCUUCGCAGACGUGUCUCAGCUGCGCCACAUCCACUCGUAUGUCAGGAAGCUUCAGCUCCAGAGUAGAAGUCUCUUUGUUUUUCACAUCAGUUUGUUUACUAAUCUGUUUGAUUUCCUUCGUGCACUGCCGGAUGGACUGUUGCUGAGCCUGAAAGUGAGAAAAGUUGUUAAUAAAAACCAUAAAAAGAAACCUUUGUCGCUUUUUCAUGUUACCUCAGUCAUGGAAGCCAUGUUUUUUUCCAACAUGGAUGCUUUUUGAGCGAUGCGAGUGCCUUGUUCGGACUUGCUGUAACGCUGGAAAUAAAAAAGAAAAAAUGCAUUAAUU
Oryzias melastigma (Indian medaka) is the source of this 1569-nucleotide messenger RNA. It is a transcript of the gene sfr1, whose product is annotated as SWI5-dependent homologous recombination repair protein 1. Gene Ontology annotation, cellular component: Swi5-Sfr1 complex. Gene Ontology annotation, biological process: positive regulation of DNA-templated transcription; double-strand break repair via homologous recombination. NCBI's taxonomy places the organism in Eukaryota, Metazoa, Chordata, Actinopteri, Beloniformes, Adrianichthyidae. The transcript is spliced from 3 exons. The record is from RefSeq and is a predicted model, not a curated record. The coding region runs from base 273 to 857 and encodes 194 amino acids.